AGCCUCAUGUGAUGAUACCAAGCGCUGUAUGACGUACGGAGCUCGUGAGAGUGCAAGUGCUUCCCGCGCGAGUGAUAUAGUGAGAGUGCUUAUUAAUUUAUAUUAUAAAAUAUUAUUUUCUACCGGUGGAAAUAUUUAAUUUUUUAAUACGGGGCCGCCGAUUUGGUAGUUAUUGUUGUUGUUGUGGUUAUUGUUGUUGUUAUAACUUAUAAAUAUAAGUACUGUGCUAUUGAUGUUCAAUUGUUAAAAUGAAGGUCUUCGCGUUGACAAUUGUCAUUUUAGCCCUUAACGGUUAUGUAACGAGAGCCACGUCACUGGACCCUCUCGAAAACGUAGAAAUUGACGAGUCGAAAACCGAUAGAGACGACUCGAGAACCAAGAGGUCCGGGAACAUAUUUUCAUCACUAUUGAAGAAAAAAUUUGGAUUACUUAGCUCAAUAACCGGCACGUCGUCGGGUAAAUCUAUUGGUCAUUUUGACAAUUAUCCAGAACAUUUCGAAGAACCACUGUCUUAUCACACAAAAUCGUUCAACUUAUGGGGCGUUAAAAAAGCGAUCAUGUCGUCGGUGUUUCAAGCGGCUAAAGCGAUAACGGGUGGAGUGAUUGCUCUCAAGGGACAACUGAUCAAGGCUAAAGGGCACGCGGUCGUAGCCAAAGGUAAGCUGAUGCAGACCAAAGGUGAAGCGAUUUCGAACUUUGGCAAAACCAUUGCGACUCACGCGUUUGACGUCCACCAUGAACCACAACUAGACGUACAUUCCUCCGUGGGCCUAUUCAACCACCUGCCUGUCACGCCAAUCCACCAUCCAACCAGCUACGGAGCUGCUACUGCGUUUGGAUACCAAGGACAAGGGUAUCCGAGCAACGUGUACCAGGGCAAUGCAUACCAGAGCAACGCGUACCCCAGCAACUCGUACCAAGUCGCGCCUCCUAGUUACCAGACAGGAUUCGGGGUGCCACAAACCGGAUAUGACAGUGGUGCGGGUUACGGUGGAUACGGAGGUAACGGCUUCACAGCAAAAAGAGCAGUAGUGCAGAAUGCACAGGAAUCAACUGUCAAACAAGUGCAAAGUGCAUUCGACAAGGAUUCGGUUCACGCUGGAUUGUUGAUCUUCAAACCGAUCAAAAUGCCUGUGCAGAACGUACCGGCAGCCGGUAAUCUGGUGACGUCUCAAAGCACGGCCAGCUCACAGCAGGCGAUCGGCCAACGGCCGUCACAGCAACUGGGUGCAGGUGCAUUCAAUCCUUCAAGUUUUAAGACUCCACAGCAAGGUUUUGGAUUUCAAAAACCGUUUCCAAACAGAUUUCAAUCGGACGUUCUAUCUGAAGAAUACUCGCCGGACUUGAGCCCCGGUUACCAGGCACCGGACAUUGGUUACCAGGCGCCGAACCUAGGUUACCAGGCACAAAACCCCGGUUUUCAGGCACAGAACCUCGGUUUCCAGGCACAGAAUCCCGGUUUUCAGGCACAAAAUCCAGGUUUCCAGGCACAGAAUCCCGGUUUCCAGGCGUCGAACCUCGGAUAUCAGGCACCGAACCUCGGUCAACAGGCGCCGAACCUCGGUUACCCGUCGAACGGAGGCAGCGCCGAACAGACCGCGGGUCACGGUUUCGGCGGAGGGCUGCAGAACUUCGACUUCCAGCAGCCGGCCAACAGCCAAGAGUUGGGCCAACAGCUGGCCGCGAUCUCUGGCCAACAGCUGCAGCAGACGUCCUUUUCACAGGAGAGUCUCAACGAUGACCAACGUGACUUGGGUUCGGGCGUGGACGAGCGGAUGGCUCAGCCAUCGUACAAACGCGUUAGUCAAGCGGUCAAUACCAAGCGAGGUGGAUCGGGAUCGAUAGGUCAGUCAACGCCAUCGGUCACUGCGGACUUCAGCAAUGGCGACGAGGCGAAAACGAAAAAACGAAGCGCUCCACUGCCGCCGUCACAUGUUGACGAAAUCGUUCCGUUGAAGUACCACGACGACUCGACGGCGGAAGACCAAGCCAGAUUGAAGCAAACCGUCCAACGGUUUUUCAGCAUGCUACAGAAACAACGAUGAGAGUAUCUAUUUAUGGACUUACAAGUAAUCUAUGGAAUCAGAAUAAUUGU
Molecule: messenger RNA, 2095 nt
Organism: Myzus persicae (green peach aphid)
Lineage: Eukaryota; Metazoa; Arthropoda; Insecta; Hemiptera; Aphididae
Product: glutenin, high molecular weight subunit PW212
Exons: 6
Coding region: 249-2045 (598 amino acids)
Source: RefSeq, a predicted model, not a curated record